Dermatophagoides farinae (American house dust mite) is the source of this 1260-nucleotide messenger RNA. RefSeq names its product casein kinase I. Gene Ontology annotation, biological process: protein phosphorylation. The record is from RefSeq and is a predicted model, not a curated record. Gene Ontology annotation, molecular function: protein kinase activity; ATP binding. NCBI's taxonomy places the organism in Eukaryota, Metazoa, Arthropoda, Arachnida, Sarcoptiformes, Pyroglyphidae.
AUGUCGCCUAGAAAAGUGCAAUUACAAGAACCAAAUUUUGAUUAUCUAUAUGAAUAUUAUAAAAAAUAUAAUAAAAAUACUAGACAAGCAGUAGCCAUUAAUAAUAAUAAUAAUUAUAAUUAUAAUGAUAAAAAUAAUAAUCCAAAAUCACCAGCAACAAAACAAUCAGAAUCAGAAUCAUUGAUUGGAAAAUAUAUUGGAAAUUCUAAUUAUAUGGUUGUAAAAUAUCUUGGUGGUGGUUCAUUUGGUAAUCUUUAUUUGGGACAACAUAGAGAACAACGUUCAACGGUUGCCAUUAAAAUUGAAAAAGGUGAUUGUGAUAAGCCACAAUUGUUUCUGGAAUAUCGUUUCUAUAAAAAAUUAUCAAAUAUAAUUCGUGGUGUACCGAAAAUCUAUACAUUUGGCCCAAUCGAUGAUGGCCGUUGGAAUGCAUUAGUGAUGGAAUUAUUGGGUCCAAGUUUAGAGAAAAUGUUUGAAAAUUGUGGUGGCCGUUUUUCGUUACGUACAGUUAUACAAUUGACCAUACAGAUGAUACAUUUAUUUCGUAAUAUACAUGAAUCCGGUAUAUUAUAUCGUGAUACGAAACCGGCAAAUUUUUUACUUGGACAACCAAAUUCAGGAAAAUGGUGGCUAGUACAUGUUGUUGAUCUUGGUUUCUGCAAAGAAUGGCGUCGUGAAGAUGGAUCACAUAUUAUUUAUCAAGAGAAUAAACCAUUUACCGGUACUGUACGUUAUAUGAGUAUUAAUAAUAAUUUUGGCCGUGAACAAUCACGUCGUGAUGAUCUUGAAGCAUUGGUUUAUAUGUUAAUAUAUUUUUAUAAAGGACGAUUACCAUGGCAAGGUAUUGUUGCAAAUUCAAUUAUUGAACGUUAUCGUUUAAUUGCACAAUGUAAAAUGAAUACACCAAUAACAACAUUAUGUUCGGAUAUGCCAGAAGAAUUUACAUUAUUAUUACAAUCAAUACGUUCAUUACAUUUUGAAGAAAGACCAAGUUAUAGUGGAUUAUUGACACCAUUUUUCCAAUUAUUAGCACGUGAUUUUGCAUUAGAAAUGAAUGAUCGUGUUUAUGAUUGGACAAUGUCACAGGAAAUUAAAUCACCAAUUUUACGUUUUAUGCAACAAAAACAACAACAACAACAACAACAGCAGCAACAACAACAACAACAACAACGACAACAAUCACCAUAUGAUAAUAUAGAACAAUCAGUAUCAUAUUCGACAACAAAAACAACAACAGCAACAACAAUGAAAAAUAUACGU